AGCUGACGUAGACAGACCUCUUUGGCCAAUUCCGAGGACAACCAAAGCGUUGCGCGAAGCGAGUGCUCAGCAUCUGGUAUCUGCUGACGCUCCUCCUACAGUUACUCCGUAUUGGUGCGAAUAUCGUCCCCCAAGGACCCUGCAUCCAGCGGAAAGAUACCUCUGUAGUGACAUUGGCGAACAAUAGCUGCUGCAGCAGUGAUUCAAUGUCGCGUCUGCUCCUGUCCACAUGGAAGUAGCCGAUCGAAUCAAUAACGCCACGAACUCCGCAAGCGGACACCCACUCGGUCAAAGCAUUGUGGGUUUGUGGACUCUUGAAAGAUUGGUUAUAUAAGAAGGAUUGUGCAAACAGUCGAGCACCCCCAACAGCUUUUAAUCAUGCAUCGCGCUCUCUUAAUCGACGAUAUCCUCCAUAUCAUUUUACAUAAUGUCAAGUCCUCCACAGUGGACUUGAGAAACUUGGCACUGACCUGCACCGCACUCUCAGCUCCCGCCCUCAAUAUGCUCUGGUGUUUGCCCCAGGACACCUGGGAAGUCGGAGAGCACAAUGUUAUUAAAAUGUUGCGCGAGCCGCAACUCGCGGAGUGGGAGCGCGUUAGAAUGAACGCGUCAAGGACACGCAGGAUUGUUCGCAAUAGGAGCCACACGUUUUUCCGUUUCCCGAGACUACGUGGCCCGGGCCUACAGCGACUUUUCCGGCUCAUGCCUCCCGCUCUACUCUUCCCUAAUUUGCGUGCACUCAAUUUCGACGCUCUGCCGGAGGUUGGCUCAAAUUUCGUUCUACUGCGCCAGUUCUUCUCGCCCAGAUUAGAAGAACUUUCCUUCAAUGUACCACCAGACGUUACGAUGCAUGAGGUAGAACAGUUGUUCGAUGCUCUUCGUGCAGAAGCGGCCGGCCUUCGACAACUUUCAAUAAAGGCGAACCACGGUACUUCGGCUUUGCAUUGUACACUACCUCAGAGUGUCGGAAAACUGCCAAAGUUAAAUCGGCUGGUCAUAGACAGAAUCGAUACACGCUCGAUUGUGCAGAACAUUACCAACAUCCAGCAUACCCGCUGUCUCCAAACCCUGACUCUUACUUUGUGCAAAACGUCCCGCGAUGUGGAGGGCCAACCAUCGGGCAACACGCCACUCGAAUUGCGUACCCUAAAACACCUCUUUCUCGUUGGCACUAACUUGCGACAAUGCGUAUUCCUCCUUUUUCAAGUGACCACCCCAUACUUAUCAACCAUCGAUAUCUCGUACCAUAUACCUGCUACACCGAUGGAAAUCACCGCGUUUAUCACAUGUCUUUCCAUGUCUUGCCAAACAUUCGCAUUCCUGGAAAACAUUUCUGUCGUCGACGAUUCGCUUUACCGGACAUGGCAGCACCCCGACUCCUACGGCCCACUCCCUUCUUAUAUUUUCCGCCCUUUGCUCGAGUUCAGAAGGCUGUCGACUGUCAAUUUCGUUGCUGUUGGAAAUAACUGCCUUGAUGAUGGGUUCAUCGAGGAUGCCGGGGUUGCCUGGCCGGAUAUUCUUGAAUUGAGGUUCAUCUCGGCAAAACCUGUCCCUUCCGAGGUCACAUUCACUGCUAUGCUCUCAUUGGCGUCAAGGUGCAGAUCGCUGCAUAGCCUACACCUAGCAUUCGAUGCCACUCAUCUUCCAACGCUUCCUCAUGCACCAGACGGAAACCGGGAGGUUUGGCGCGCGCAAACAGCCCUCCGCGAGCUGCAUGUCGGACACUCAAAGGUGUCGGAAGCGGCACAUGUCCAUUUCUUCCUCGCUAUGGUGUUUCCAAACCUGGCUGAUUUCGCCUGGUACGAUUCGCUCAAUCCGUCUGAUAUUACUGUAUGGCAAGAAAUUGUGCGAUUGUGGAAACAAGAAGUGAACCUUCGGGCAACGGCUCCAAAUAGGGCGGUUUCCUUGCCAGACUUCCUACUGGAGUCACUGUCGGAGGCGGAAGAUGGAGUGGGGGAGCACGGUAACUUGCUACAGGGAUUGUAGGAGGUCCUAAUUGUAACUUCAUAUGUACUAGUAUGAUAUAGUGGCUGCUGUAUAUAUCUGCUCUGUAUGUUUAUUCAACAUGUCGACGAAAUGUAUGUAAAUCGAGUAAC
Suillus clintonianus is the source of this 2096-nucleotide messenger RNA. RefSeq lists its product as uncharacterized. The transcript has 4 exons. The coding region runs from base 379 to 1986 and encodes 535 amino acids. NCBI's taxonomy places the organism in Eukaryota, Fungi, Basidiomycota, Agaricomycetes, Boletales, Suillaceae. The record is from RefSeq and is a predicted model, not a curated record.